Molecule: messenger RNA, 1236 nt
Organism: Penicillium hordei
Lineage: Eukaryota; Fungi; Ascomycota; Eurotiomycetes; Eurotiales; Aspergillaceae
Exons: 1
Coding region: 1-1236 (411 amino acids)
Biological process (GO): protein phosphorylation
Molecular function (GO): protein kinase activity; ATP binding
Source: RefSeq, a predicted model, not a curated record
AUGAAAUUCCAAGACAGAUUUUACUCCGAAGGCCAAGGCUACUUUGGCCCGAGAGAGAACCCCUUGACCGAAGCUCAUUGCAAUGUCUGGGAUUGGGAUCGACUGUGUAUGGUUAAGGUCAAAGGGACCGCCAAGCUAUUUCCCCCAGACGAGGAUGUAGAGGUCCCAAUCCUGGCGCAAUUCGCGGAUUACCUGUCGCCAGAGGUUCGCGCAGUUACAGUUGACGACGAUGGACUCCUUGCUGGAGUCUCGACCGAUCCGGAAGAAGACGAUACUCCAUUUGUUGCAUAUAUUCCCUUCUCCGUUGCUGAAUCGCUCGCCGAUUGCCGAACAAUCCAGUACUCUAAACUUCAUGAGCUCGAUCGGCUUGGACCAGGUGUUGAUCUCUCAUCAUACGAAGACGAAUCCGGGAUUCCGCAGAAGGUUGCCUUUAAAUUCAACCCUUUGGACAAGCCUCAAAGACUAAAGAUGGCCUGGGAUGAACUCAACCUUCUCAAAGAUCUGCCGCCACAUCCCAAUAUAGUGCCGUUUGAUCGUGUUGUUCUCGAAGACGUGGAAUCUCGGGUGAUUGGAUUCACAACGAAAUACAUUCCGGGUGGAACUCUCGACAAUACGAAUGUGCCUUUUCGAUUUGAGUGGUUGCAACAGCUUACCGAACUCGUGGACUUCCUAAACCUGGAACUGGGAAUUAUGCAUCAAGACAUUGCACCCCGCAAUCUGCUUAUCGAUCGUGAUACAAACAAGAUCCUUUUAUUUGACUUCGAUUGGGCGGCAUGCGGAAGAAACCGUUUGCUGGACGGUCGAGAUGACGUAACUGGUGUUGUAUUCACACUCUACGAGCUCAUCACGAAAGAUACACGAUUUACGAGCAUCCCUCACUGGAAUCUAAACAUCGAUAUGGUACAGAGUAUCUCGGUGUGGACUCGUAAUCGGGAGCUGGACUCUGACGUAUCGAAAUUCCGCAACUUUUUGAAUGACUGGCUAGCCACGCGGAAAUCAGACGGGGGCUUGGAGCGAUAUCUCAAUGCGCGCAACCAGCUUACCUGGCCCGACCUACCAACUGCGUCCGACUACAAUAUACCUUUCGAGCUGGGCAAAAAUUCGGAUGGAGAGCCAAUUUGGACAACAGGCCCGCGGUUUAGACGCACUGCGAUGGAGAAGGGACAGUACUGUUUUCACUGGGAAAGGCCACCACAGAGUAACUUAUUGAAUAAGGCUAAAAGUGGCAUGCACUAG